Molecule: messenger RNA, 1785 nt
Organism: Trifolium pratense (red clover)
Lineage: Eukaryota; Viridiplantae; Streptophyta; Magnoliopsida; Fabales; Fabaceae
Product: phosphoserine aminotransferase 2, chloroplastic-like
Exons: 1
Coding region: 29-1291 (420 amino acids)
Biological process (GO): L-serine biosynthetic process
Cellular component (GO): cytoplasm; chloroplast stroma
Molecular function (GO): O-phospho-L-serine:2-oxoglutarate transaminase activity; pyridoxal phosphate binding
Source: RefSeq, a predicted model, not a curated record
UCUCUCUCUCUCUCACACCAUUUUCAACAUGAACACAUCAAUGGCAACUUCACCUCACACUAAUCUCCUCCAUAACACCAUUUUCAACAACCCCACCAAAUCAAAAACCAAUCUUUCCCCAUUUUCCUUCAAACCCAUCUCAAUCAAAUGCUCAACCCAAUCACAAACCACCCACAACACCCCUCUCCAAACCCAAUCACAAGAACGUGUCUUCAACUUCGCCGCCGGUCCCGCCACCUUACCGGAAAACGUCCUCCUCAAAGCCCAAUCACAGCUCUACAAUUGGAACAAAUCAGGCAUGAGUGUCAUGGAAAUGAGUCACAGAGGCAAAGAAUUUCUCUCCAUAAUCCAAAAAGCUGAAUCAGAUCUACGUACCCUUUUACAGAUCCCAUCUGAAUAUUCCGUUUUGUUUCUUCAAGGUGGUGCCACCACCCAAUUCGCGGCCGUGCCGUUAAAUCUCUGUAAUCCUCAAGAUACAGUUGAUUACAUUGUUACUGGUUCUUGGGGUGAUAAAGCUUUUAAGGAAGCACAAAAGUAUUGUAACCCUAAAGUUAUUUGGUCUGGGAAAUCUGAAAAGUAUACAAAGAUUCCAUCUUUUGAUGAUUUUGAACAAAACCCAGAUGCUAAAUUUUUGCAUAUUUGUGCUAAUGAAACAAUUCAUGGUGUUGAAUUUAAGGAUGUUAAUUACCCUAACCCUAAAAAUGGGAUUUUGAUUGCUGAUAUGUCUUCAAAUUUUUGUUCAAAGCCUGUUGAUGUGUCAAAAUUUGGGGUUAUUUAUGCUGGGGCACAGAAAAAUGUGGGUCCCUCAGGUGUAACAAUUGUGAUCAUAAGAAAAGAUUUGAUUGGUAAUGCUCAAAGUUUUACUCCUGUGAUGCUUGAUUAUAAGAUACAUGAUGAGAAUAAUUCACUUUAUAAUACACCACCUUGUUAUGGUAUUUACAUGUGUGGUUUGGUUUUUGAGGAUCUUUUGGAACAAGGUGGUUUGAAAGAGGUUGAAAAGAAUAAUAAGAAGAAAGCUGAGAUUUUGUUUGAUGCUAUUGAUGGAAGUAAUGGAUUUUAUAGGUGUCCUGUGGAGAAAUCUGUUAGAUCUUUGAUGAAUGUGCCUUUUACUUUGGAGAAACAAGAAUUGGAAAGUGAAUUUAUUAAGGAAGCUGCUAAGGAAAAGAUGGUUCAACUUAAGGGACAUAGGUCUGUUGGUGGUAUGAGAGCUUCUAUAUAUAAUGCUAUGCCUUUAGCUGGUGUUGAGAAGUUGGUUGCUUUCAUGAAGGAUUUUCAAGCUAAGCAUGGUUAAUGACUUUUUGGAUUAGCUUAUUUGAGUUUACUUAUUAGCAUAUGCACUUGUGAGGAUGUUUGGUCGAGCCUGCGAAAAUAGCUUAUGACAUGUCCAUAAGUUGUUUUCGGUUUAUUUUCUGGAUAGCUUAUGAAAAGUUAUAGCUUACUUGAAAACGGUUUGGAUUUAUUUUAUCUUUUGUUAUAAAAAUGGCUUGGCUUAUGAAUAAGCACUUAUAAACAAGGUUUUAUUAACCUAAUACAAUAACUUUUGUGUUAGUGUUUCUCUGCAAAUUAAAAUGGGUCUUUUUUUUUUUAGGUUUGUUUUCUUUGGUUUUCUACCUUGUCUUGUCUCCUUUUAAGAUUUAAGAACAAUAUUCUGUGGUAAAUUAUGUACAGACUACAAAUACCUUGAUAUACACUUGAAAGAAUGAGGGAUGGAUAGUUCUUGUGGAUAAGUAAACAUGGUGCUAGUUUGUGAAUUAAAGAAUGAGGGAAGGAUUAGCUUAUGAAAAA